AUGGCGGAAUUGGAUAAACAAGAGCCCAUCGCCAUCAUCGGAGCGGCAUGUCGACUUCCAGGGGGCGUCUCGUCCUUGGGCAACCUUUGGGACAUGAUCAGCCACGUCAAAACCGGCCAUGGCAAAAUCCCCACCGAGCGGUGGGAUGCCGAUAUCUGGCACCAUCCAGAUCUGGAUAGGAAGGGCUCAGUCAGUGCAAAAGGUGGCUACUUUCUCGAGCAAGAUGUUAGCCACUUUGACGCCCCCUUUUUCUCAACCACGGCCAAAGAGGCGGCUGCGAUGGACCCUAUGAAGCGAUUGCUGCUCGAGGUCAGCUACGAGAGCUUUGAAAACGCCGGUGUUCCUGUGGAGAGUCUAAUCAAUUCCCAAACUGGAUGCUACGUUGGUUGCAUGACAAACGACUAUGAGAUGCUCUCGUUACGCGACAUCUACGACGUUGGCCACACUGCUGCGUCGGCCACCAGCGAAGCCAUGACUGCGAAUCGUGUCUCUUGGUUCUUUGGUCUGCAAGGUCCGAGCCUGACACUCGAUACGGCUUGUUCCUCGAGUCUGUACGCCCUGCACCUCGCGUGCCAGUCCCUGAAACUCAGAGAGACUGAAAUGGCCCUCGUUGCUGGAGUCAACCUGAUCAUCCACCCCAACACCAUGCACCAGUUCUCAGCCAUGCACAUGCUUAGUCCGGAGGGAAUCUCUCACACCUUCGACGACCGGGCAAACGGCUACGGCCGCGGCGAGGGUAUCGGGUCCCUUGUUGUCAAGCGCCUCUCUGAUGCUCUCCGAGACGGCGACACGAUUCGCGCCGUGAUUCGCGGCACUGGGGCAAAUGCCGAUGGCAGGACGCCGAGUAUUACUCAACCCAGCACACUCGCGCAGGCCAAUCUCAUCAAGAGGACCUACGAGGCCGCUGGGCUGUCUCAGACGUCGACGCAGUAUUUUGAGUGUCAUGGUACUGGCACUCCGGUCGGUGACCCGAUCGAGCUGGAGGCCAUUGCCUCGUCCCUCGGCGCAAGCCGCGCUGCCGCCGGUCUCGGUCCCUUGCUUGUGCCAACAUACGGCGUCGAGAGGCUGAACCCCAAGCUCAAGCUCGCCGACUGGAACCUCGCCCUGCCCCAAAACACGAUGAAGUGGCCUACGCGUGGGCAGCGCCGUGCCAGCAUCAACUCGUUCGGCUUCGGUGGUGCCAACGCGCACGUCAUCCUCGACGACGCAUACCACUACUUGAGCGAGCGAGGCCUGGUGGGAAAUCAUAACACCACCGUGCUCGAGGAUGACGGCGGCUCUGAUUCGGGCGUCAGUACGGGCCCGGGCACACCGGUGCUCACUGACGAUAAAAACGCCAGCUUCCUCUUCGUCUUCAGCACCAAGGACCAGGCCGGCAUCCAGAGGCUCGCGGCCUCUUACGCCGACACGCUCCAAAAAAUCGGCCUGGACAAGGCAGAUCCCCAAUGCCUCAGCAACCUCGCCUAUACGCUCUCAGAACGACGCUCGCAUCUCGACUUCCGCAGCUCGUUUGUGGCGUCAAAUCUUGCGGAGCUCGGCGCGCAGUUGUCCAAGGGCCUGCCCAAGACCAAGCGCUCCUCGCGGCAGGACAACAACCUUGUCUUUGUCUUCACCGGUCAGGGCGCACAGUGGCCGGCCAUGGGGCAGCAGCUGCUCAGCAAUGCCGUGUUUUAUAAGAGUAUGCGUACGUCGCAGGAAUACCUCCAGGAAUUGGGCUGUGAGUGGGACGCGUUUGAGGAGCUGGAGAAGACCGCCGACUCCAACAUCAACUUCCCGCAGUACAGCCAGACGCUGUGCACGGUGCUUCAGGUCGCCCUGGUAGAUCUGCUACGGUAUUGGAAGGUGACGCCCAAGGCGACGAUUGGGCAUUCGAGUGCCGCGGCCUAUGCCGCAUCCUACCUCACCCACGCGGACGCCGUCAAGGUUGGCUACGUGCGAGGUCUCAGCUCUGCCACUGUGACCCGCCCGGGCGCCAUGCUGGCCGUGGGCCUCUCUCGAACCGAGGCCCUCGAGUACCUCGCCCAAGUCCCUCACGAGUCCGCCGUCAUCGCCUGCAUCAACAGCCCCUCUAGCGUGACUCUCUCGGGUGACAUUGAAGCCAUUGACACCCUCGAGACCCUCAUCUCGGGCGACGGCAAAUUUGCGCGCAAGCUCAAGGUCAAGACAGCCUACCACUCGCCGCACAUGCGCUCUGUCGCUCAAGGCUACCUCGAGCGCAUGGGCCAUAUUUCUCCCCUGACCAACAACGCCGCCGACGGCGAUGAUGCCAAUAAGACGGCCAUGUUUUCGUCGCUCACGGGAAAGCUGCCUUCUCAGCUCUCCUCGCGCACACUUCCCCGCUCGCUAGAUCGGAAUAUACGCUGGGGCGGUUUCGUCGAGAUUGGCCCGCAUGCCGCCCUCCAGGGACCGGUGCAGCAAAUCGUAGCUGCCAGCAGCAGCAAGACGGGCAAGGAUGCCGUGUACACGUCGAUGGUGUUGCGAGGCAAGGAUGCGACCGAGACGGCGCUCACGGCGGCCGGCCAGCUGUGGGCUUUGGGCUAUGGCGUCGACCUUCUGGCUGUGAACGCGCGCGAGAGCGGGUCGUCUGUGGUCCGCCACAAGGCUCUGACGGGCUUACCGACGUACCCAUGGAACCAUACUCGGAGUUUCUGGCACGAGGCGUACUCGACGCGUUCGAAUCGCUUUCCGUCAGCCCCAAGGACGGACCUUCUGGGUGUGCCGGAGGACCUACAAAACAGACUGGAGCCGAGGUGGAGGAACCAGCUGCGCAUCUCGGAGAAUCCCUGGAUCGAGGACCACAAGAUCACCGGGACGAUCCUGUACCCUGCGGCGGGGAUGCUGGUCAUGGCCAUGGAAGGUGCACUGCAGACUGCUGACCCGGCAAGGAACGUGCAAGGCUUCCGCUUCCGGGAAGUUCGGUUCGAGCGUGGCCUGGUGGUGACGUCCGGCGAUGAGGCUGCUGUCGAAACACGCCUCAGCCUGCAGCCGCACAAGGCGAUAUCUGGGCAUUUCCAUUUCACCAUCUUUUCCACGACCAGCUGGAACUCCUGGGUGAAGCACUGUAGCGGUACUGUGGUGCUCGAAUACGCCCCUCUCGGCGCGAGCGAAGUUGAGGACGCGGCCGUCGACGUCGUCUGGGGCCAGCAAUCGCAGCUCUACAAGCAACUUUCGGGACACAGCAAGGCCGAGAGUGUCGAUGUGGGCAUAUUCUAUGACCAUCUGGAGACGAUAGGCAUGGAAUAUGGCCCGCUCUUCCGGAACGUCGUCUCGUUGUCGGCCAUCCCUUCGCUGCACGCCGCGCACGGCGCCGUGGUGAUUCCCGAUACCAAGUCGAGCAUGCCGGCCAACUUUGAGUUCUCCCACGUCAUGCAUCCCGCCACUAUGGACGCCAUCUUCCAUCUCCUCCUUGCGGCCUUUUCCGGCGGCCAGCCCAUUGCCGAGGCGGCUGUGCCAUAUAGCAUUGACGACAUGUUUGUCGCCGCCGAGCAGCCGCAGGGCGCCGGUGGAACCUUCCAUGGCUAUGGUCAGCUGGUGAAGAAGAAUAGGGGCGGGCGUGAAACGAUUGGAGAGUUGGUUGUGUCCGAUCAGGCUUGGUCGGCGCCCAAGCUGACGGUCAAGGGCUUUGCGCUACGGCAAGUUACGUCUGCCGACGGUGCGAGUGCUGCUACCAGCUUGCGGACGGAUGCUCUGCGGAAGUGUGCCUGCGUGAAAUGGAGUGAGGAUGUGGACUUCAUCAAGAGUGCCGACGACGUCGCCCGGCUCCAGGAUGCAGAGGGCAAUCAGGGAGGUCAUCUCUCGGCUCAAUUGUCCCGGUGGCUCGACCGGCUGGCCCACAAGAAGGCGGUUGGAAAGAUCCUUCUGGUACUCGACGAGGAAUGCAGCAGCACAUCUGAUAGUGAUCGUCUGCGCGAAAUUUUGGCCCAUGUCAGCCGUCGAUGGGGCUCCGAGAAGAUCACUGUUACGGCUACGGGUGCUACCGGAUUAGACACGCUGCGUUCUGUUGUGCCCUCGUCGUCAUCCGAGUUAGUACUCGAGUUCUGGGAUGCCGGCAAAGACGAAGAGCUAUCAACGGCCCAGGGCGCUUACGACGUCGUGCUCGUUGUCGGCGACCGGACUGUUCGGCCACAGUCUGGGCCUCUUGUCAAGUUGCAGAAGGUGCUCUCCCCUCGAGGUCACGUUGUCAUUCUCCCGACCGAGCUGUCGCCGGCCGCGACUGAGGCGACUGAGGCGACUGAGGCGACCGAGGCGACCGAGGCGACUUCGCUGUUGACGUGUCCAGUAGCAACCACCACCGGAGCCACCUCAAGCCUCUUCAUUACGUCUGCUUCUUCUUCCUCUUCUUCUUCUUCUUCUGUUGAGGCUAGGACGACGACGCCAUCGGAAGUCUUCAUCCUCCUGCCCUCCGCUGCCUCUUCCCAAGUCUUGGCCCUAGCAUCCACCCUUACCAACGUCCUCCACCCUCUUAACAUCAACGUCCAAUUGACAACUCUCUCCCCUACCAGAACACCUCAGCUGGUUGGCAAACACAUCAUCUCCCUCCUCGAGAUCGAAGUUCCCUUGAUAUACUCCUGGAGCGAGACCGAAUUCACUUCGUUCAAGUUACUCAUCUCGUCGGCAAGCCACCUCCUCUGGCUCACCCGUGGUAGCCUCCUCGAAUCCUGGGCCGCCGGUGUCGAUUUUGCCCCCGCCCAAGGCCUGCUCCGAGUGUUGCGCAAUGAGUACUCCCUCGCCACCCUGCCACACCUCGACCUCUCCGCUGGGUUCGACCUGAUGAGUCCCAGGAGCGCCGAAUUAGUCCUUGGUGUCUGGCAGGCCUCUCUCGCAGAAGGAGCUGAGAUGGAGUACGCCGAGCGUGACGGUCACAUCUACAUCCCUCGCGUGGUCGAGCAUGCCGGGUUCGACGGAGAGCUACAGCUCGCAAGCGGCAAUGCGAAACCUAUGCGCAGCCCAGUCCAUGGUAGUGGCACGGCGCUGAAGCUCGCGUCUUCCGUCGACGGAGGGGAUUUUCUUUGGGUCGUCGACGAGGAUGCCACGCUACCACUGGGCACCAGCCAAGUUGAGGUCGAGGUCGAGUUUGUGAGUCUGAGCGCGAGGGAUGCUUCCGCCGCUGGUCACGACCACGACGCCGUGUCGCCUGGUCUGGGACAUGAAGCGGUCGGCGUUGUUUCCCGGUGCGGCAAGCAUGUCAAAUCGGUCGUUGUCGGCCAGCGAGUGGCUGUCUUCCAGAGCCAGGCGUGCAGAACCCACGUUCGCCAGGACGAGGGCCUCGUCGCGGCCAUGCCGGCUGGUCUACUCCCGCAAGAGGCCGCUGCGCUGUCGAGUGCUUUCAUUGCGGCGCAGUAUGCCCUCGUCGAGGUUGCCGGCCUGGGCCGGGGCCAGAAGGUGCUCGUCCACUCUGCCGCCAGUGCUUUGGGCCAGGCUGCCAUUCAGAUCGCCCAUUUCGUUGGAGCCGACGUCUUUGCCCUGGUUGGAUCCAAGGAACAGAAGGGCGUCUUGGUCGAGCAAUACGGCAUAUCUCCCACUCGCAUUUGGGACUCCGCUUUGCCAAACUUCGUCACGGCCAUUGCGCAGGCCACCGAUGGCAGCGGCGUCGAUGUCGUGCUCAAUAGCCAACAGAGCCCGGCCGUACUGCCAUCGCUUGCAACCCUUGGAGACUUUGGGUACUUCCUCGAUCUCAGCACCCCCAUGCCCGACUCUCCGCAACUCCACCUGCCUUCCUUCAAGCACAACGCUUCCCUCAUCCGCAUCGACAAGGACCGUGUUGUGCAGGCGAAGCCUGACGUUGUUCAGACGCUCUUUCAGCGCAUCUUCCACGACUUCUGCCGCAGCGGCAGCAUUCGGCCCAUCUGGCCCACUGUCGUCUACUCUGUCAAUGAUAUGGUGGCGGCCCUAGAUGCCGUGAAGGCGCAGGACCAUGGCAAAGUCGUCCUGUCGCUCAGCAAGGACGCUUCGGUGUUAACGCUGCCGCCACCUGCGCCCGAGCUAGCAUUAGACAAGACUGCUACGUACGUGCUUGCUGGUGGGCUGGGAGCAUUGGGGCUGAGCAUUGCCGACAUGAUGGUGGAGCAUGGGGCCGGGCACCUUGUCUUCCUGUCGAGAUCGGGCGGCAGCAAGAACGAGAAGGACUUGGAGGGCUUCCGUAGCCGUGGGGUGCACGCGGAGGCUUUCAGGUGCGAUGUCAACGACGCCCGAAGUGUGAUGGGCGUGUUUGACCGGCUGAAGAGUGAGGGGCGCGUGGUCAAGGGCGUGGUUCAGUGCGCCAUGGUCUUGGAGGACGCCAUCUUCGAUAACAUGACGUACGCCAAAUGGUCGCGCGCCUUUCUACCCAAGACGCAGGGCUCGCGCAACCUCCUCGCCCAGCUCUCACCCGCCGAGGCGCCCUUCUUCAUCCUGCUCUCGUCCAUCACCGGCAUUAUCGGCAACACGGCGCAGGCCAACUACGCUUCGGGCAAUACGUUCGAGGACGCGCUGGCUCACUACGCACGCAGCCAUCUCUCGACCGCCGCGACCAGCAUCGACGUCGGCUUGGUGUCCGACUCGUCGCACUUCACCUCGACCGGCGAGUUUGGCGAGCUGGAGAGUUACCUGCACCGGUACCAGCACGGCUGGGCCGGUCUGCAGACCAGCCUCGAAGAGUUGCGGGUUGUGCUCCAGGCGGUGAUGAGGGGAUCGACGGCUGACGGACGGGAGGUGCCGGCGCAGCUUGUGCUGGGUGUAGGGGACGCGCUGGUCAGGAAGGAUGAUCAAAGCGGGUUUGAAAGAGACCGGAAAUUUGAGUUGAGAGUUGUCAGCGCCGAAAGCGAGGCUGGUGGUGAGGGUAGGGACAAGGGCGUGGGGGUGGGAGAAAGGCUGAGCACGGCGACGACGCUUGGUGAGGCCUCGGCGAUGGUGGAGGAGAGCUUCAAGGCACAGAUUGCAGCGGCCAUUGGCGUCGAGGUGGACGAGGUGGAUGGACAGAAACCAUUGCCUGAAUUUGGGGUGGACUCGCUCAAGGCGGUCGAGAUCCGGAACCGCGCCCUGAGGGAGAUGCAGAGCGACAUUUCCGUCUUUGAGCUGUUGAGCGCCACGCCCUUGACGGAGCUGGCGGUCAAGAUUGCCUCCCGGAGCGGGCUGGUCAAGCUGGAUUCUGAGCAAACCAGUCUCUAA
Molecule: messenger RNA, 7146 nt
Organism: Endocarpon pusillum Z07020
Lineage: Eukaryota; Fungi; Ascomycota; Eurotiomycetes; Verrucariales; Verrucariaceae
Exons: 10
Coding region: 1-7146 (2381 amino acids)
Biological process (GO): fatty acid biosynthetic process; secondary metabolite biosynthetic process
Molecular function (GO): zinc ion binding; fatty acid synthase activity; 3-oxoacyl-[acyl-carrier-protein] synthase activity
Source: RefSeq, a predicted model, not a curated record